Staurois parvus is the source of this 364-nucleotide messenger RNA. NCBI's taxonomy places the organism in Eukaryota, Metazoa, Chordata, Amphibia, Anura, Ranidae. The record is from the annotation of a GenBank genome assembly.
GAUCAUCAGGGCACUGAUGAUCAGUGUGCGCUCAUGAUCAGUGUAGCCCCAGCAGUGCCACCUGUCGGUGUCCAUCAAUGCCACAUAUCAGUGCCCACCAGUGCACAUCAAUGCCACAUAUCAGUGCCCAUCUGAGCUGCCUGUCAGUGCCACCUAUCAGUGCGCAUCAGUGCCGCCUAACAGUGCCAUCAGUGCCGCCUAUCAGUGCUGCCUAUCACUGCCAUGUGAGUGCUGCCUUUCAGUGCCCAUCAGUGAUGCCUGUCAAUGCCCAUCAGUGCCACCUACCAGUGCCUCCUCAUCAGUGGCCAUCAGUGCAGCCUAUCAGUGCCCAUGACCGCAGCCUCAUUAGCGCACAUCAGUGAAG